Glycine soja is the source of this 1869-nucleotide messenger RNA. Its product is annotated as DNA-binding protein RHL1-like. Gene Ontology annotation, biological process: DNA endoreduplication. NCBI's taxonomy places the organism in Eukaryota, Viridiplantae, Streptophyta, Magnoliopsida, Fabales, Fabaceae. The record is from RefSeq and is a predicted model, not a curated record. The transcript has 12 exons. Gene Ontology annotation, molecular function: DNA binding. The coding region runs from base 116 to 1450 and encodes 444 amino acids.
ACUUUACCAACCGCGAUUUACAGGGAAUACUACUCCAUCAAAAACAAAGCCCAUUUGUUCCCGCGUGUGAGCAAACACACAACACUGAAGAAACAAGCUUCACUUCCACCCCUUAAUGGCCCGAGGCAAGGCGAAGAAGAAGGAAGAAGGUGAAGACACCGAUGUCGCAAACCCAGAAACGUUAGAGCGGAAGAGGCUGAAAUCCUUGGCCAUUUCCAACAAGAUUCUCUCGGAGACCCCUGCACGGAGCUCCGUUCACCUCAACCCUUCCUCCGUCGUGGCCAAGCACCACGGCAAAGAUAUCAUCAAGAAGUCUCAGAGGAAGAGCUGCAGGUACCUCUUCUCGUUCCCCGGGCUAAUUGCUCCCAUCGCCGGUGGCAAGAUCGGUGACCUCAAGGACUUGGGCACCAAAAACCCCGUUCUCUACCUCGAUUUCCCACAGGGUCAAAUGAAGUUAUUCGGGACCAUUGUAUAUCCAAAGAACAGAUACUUGACUCUACAGUUCCCUAAAGGUGGAAAGAGUGUAAUGUGUGAGGAUUAUUUUGAUAACAUGAUUGUAUUUUCGGAUGCAUGGUGGAUCGGGAGGAAAGAUGAAAACCCAGAAGAAUCCAAGCUGGAAUUUCCUAAUGAAUUGUAUGAGGGACACCAAGCUGAGUAUGACUUUAAAGGGGGUGCGGGUGCAGGUGCAGCUUCUGUAGUUAAUCAAGGUGUUCCCAGAACCAACAUUCAACGUGUAGAGCAAGAGUCACCAAAGACACCCACCGAAGAUGAUUUGUCAGACAAUGAAAUCAAUUUAAAAGAUACAAAGGAAUUGGUUCCGGUCCGACAUUCAACAAGAACUGCAAAAAAAUCAUACAAAUUUGCUGAAAUUUCUUCCGGUGAUGAUUCUGGUGAAAACAGCCCUGAGCUUUCUGAUGAUGAAGAGAAAGUGGUAGAAGUUGAUACUGCUGUAAAUGAUCAUAAUAGCUCAAAGAAAAAAACUGUAGUUUUUGACCUCGAUGAUGAGGAUGAUGCACCAGUAGAUCAACCUGCCAAGAUAAAUACUGAGUCUGCUUCUCGAUCAAAAAGUAAAGAAGUGUCUCAAUCUGCUUCAGCCAGUGCAUCUACUGAAGUUAAGUCCAGUAAUCGUGGAUCACUUGUUCAGGCUACUAUAUCCACAUUAUUCAAGAAAGUGGAAGAAAAGACAACUCCAAGAAGUUCAAGGAAAUCCCCAUCAUCAAAAGCUUAUGGCCAGAAGUCACAGCCUGCUGGUUCAAAAAGAAAGAUUGAUCUGGAUGAAGGAUCCAAGAAAAGGGCAAGAAAGACCACGGACAAAGAUCCUGGUAAAAAAAUCAAGGCAAAAAGCAAGGAAGACGAUGUUGAAGAUGGUGAUGAUGAUGGUGAUGACAUUGAAGAAUUUUCAAAUGCUUCAGAGGAUGCUAAUGAAAGUGAUGAAGACUGGACUGCUUGAGUGUGUAAUCUAAGUUGUGGCUGCUAGUCACAAGAAAUGACAAGGCAGGGUCAUGCAAGUGAUGUGAUUAUACCCUUUAUCUCUCUCUACACUAAGAUAGAACGUAACGACUUGGUUUUGCAUACCAUGUGGUUAUGAUGGGAAUAUGAGAAUAGAGAUAAUACCAUGUGGUUAUGAUGGAGAAAGAAUGAGGAAGUUGUCCAAUGUUUACCAAUCCAAUCUUCAUCUCCAAGUUGGGAGUCAUUAAAUGUAUACUUUUAAUUUCGAUUAUCUUUUAAAGAGUUCCACAAUGUCGAAUGAACGUGAAAGUAUCAAAGCUUUUAAGGAUACGGAUUACGGAAGAAAAAGCAUGACUAGAAGAUUUCAUUGACUUUGAAAAGGAACGUGCUCUUACUAAAAUAAAACAAAUGAAUGAGCUA